UAUUACAAAGCUGCCUGACAACGCCAAACCUUACCUUCUUCUACGACACACCUUCAUAUCGAAGGAUUACAAUGGACUCUUUACUUACAUCAGCUCCCGCCACUUUCAGCUCAACUGAUAGAAUCAACAAUGCUCUUGCUACUCUAAGAAGCGAAAUGCUUGACCUAAGACAACAAGAUGGACAAUUGAUGCAACAGCUUAUGCGUAUCAAUGACAAUAUCAAGACAUUGUCCAAACGGAGGCAAGCUCCCAGCAGAUCCACAAAGAAAAAGUUUUCUUUGGUAAAAGGACGACGGAAGUUCAUCAACCCGAAUGAAUCAAUUCCAGAAGAGGAAAAUCCACUCGUGUUACAACAGGAAACGUCCAAGUAUUGCAUGAGAAGUAAUCUGAGUGGUUCCCUCUCUAGUAUCGAAGAUGUUUCAAGUUCAACAGAAGACCUGAGCUCCGCGGAAUCCGACAAUGACGAAAGCCUAUCCAGUAUAGAGCCAAAUUUUUAGUAACGGAGGCAAGUUAUAUACAGCCAACCUGUACCAGAUGAACACUUUACUGUAAAAAAAACUUUUCGGAAUCAAAAACGUCUAUGGAGUAUCUUUGGAGUGUUUUCCAUUACUGACAAUUGCGGUUUAGACAAAAUCCACAUGCAACUUAAUUUCUUUCUAUGGAGAGUAAUUUUAAAACUAAUCCAUAUUCGUGACUCUCAUAAAAGCCUAAGAGUGACAAUGAACAAUUCGAUGCCAAAAGAACUGCCUUCGAUUGUUUUGCUCCGGAGACCAAAAUGAAACUGUUAAUCUACAACUUUUCAUUUGACUUAUAUAUGUAUGGUAUGACAGUAUGUACUGUCUGCCAAAUACCGUAUUGUGUUUAUUUGGUGUUACAGUCCCUCCUUACAAUGUAUAUGGAGACUGUAUACUUAUCUAUGUAGGUAAAUUGUUAAUGAUGUUUUGACUGACAAGAUGUGUUGUUCUCAACACGUUACAUACAAAUAACAAGCAGAUCAUAUCUGUACUAAAUAUUAUAUAUCCAACAUUUCUAAACGUUCGGUUGAAUAUAAUCGAUUAUAAGAUUUCAUUUACUUUUAAAUUGAUGAAGAAUGAGAAUAUAAAUGUGUGUGAAUGAUGUAUGCUCGCCUGUUUUGAACACGAAAUAUUGACAACAGUCUGAGAUUUUAAGGCUGAACUAAUUUUAUUAUUGUUAUUUUUAUACAUUUGUUAUCGAUCGAAUAA
Mizuhopecten yessoensis (Yesso scallop) is the source of this 1223-nucleotide messenger RNA. RefSeq lists its product as uncharacterized. The record is from RefSeq and is a predicted model, not a curated record. The coding region runs from base 72 to 497 and encodes 141 amino acids. NCBI's taxonomy places the organism in Eukaryota, Metazoa, Mollusca, Bivalvia, Pectinida, Pectinidae. The transcript has 3 exons.